Molecule: messenger RNA, 2056 nt
Organism: Sinocyclocheilus anshuiensis
Lineage: Eukaryota; Metazoa; Chordata; Actinopteri; Cypriniformes; Cyprinidae
Product: voltage-dependent L-type calcium channel subunit beta-4
Exons: 9
Coding region: 291-1298 (335 amino acids)
Biological process (GO): calcium ion transmembrane transport
Cellular component (GO): voltage-gated calcium channel complex
Molecular function (GO): voltage-gated calcium channel activity
Source: RefSeq, a predicted model, not a curated record
UGGUGGUUUUUACUUGGAAAACCAGCUAUAUUUUUCUUGCAUUCGAAUAAUGGAUAAACUUGAAACGAUAGAAGAAGGAUUGGAGAUGAAUUUCAUUUACAAAUAAGGUAGGAAAUGUGCAUACUUUUAACUCGACACCUGCCACGGUUUUUCUUAGCUAUUUGUCAUCUGUGAUCCCUUUUGAGUGUCCUAAAAUAUUCCAUUCUGAACACAGUCCUUAAUUAACACCAUUCCCUGUUCUUUAUUCCUAUAGGAAGUCCAGUGGGAACUCCUCUUCCAGCCUGGGUGAGAUGGUGUCAGGCACCUUCAAGCCCAACCCUGCUUCUGCAGGUAAACAGAAACAGAAAGUGGCCGAGCACAUUCCUCCAUACGAUGUGGUCCCAUCCAUGAGGCCGGUGGUCUUAGUUGGGCCAUCACUUAAGGGAUAUGAGGUGACAGAUAUGAUGCAGAAAGCACUCUUUGACUUCCUGAAACACAGGUUUGAAGGCAGGAUAUCAAUCACAAGAGUAACCGCAGACAUCUCUUUGGCCAAAAGAUCUGUGCUGAAUAACCCUAGUAAGAGAGCUAUCAUUGAGAGAUCCAACACCAGAUCCAACCUGGCGGAGGUUCAGAGUGAGAUCGAGCGAAUCUUUGAAUUGGCCAGAUCCCUUCAGCUGGUUGUGCUGGAUGCCGACACGAUCAACCAUCCAGCCCAGCUCAUCAAGACAUCUUUAGCUCCCAUUACUGUCCAUGUCAAAGUGUCUUCUCCUAAGGUAUUGCAACGGCUGAUCAAAUCACGAGGGAAGUCUCAAAGCAAGCAUUUAAAUGUACAACUGGUGGCAGCAGACAAAUUAGCUCAGUGUCCUCCAGAAAUGUUUGACAUAAUUUUGGAUGAGAACCAGCUCGAGGAUGCAUGUGAACAUCUGGCUGAGUAUAUGGAGGCAUAUUGGCGUGCAACUCACACUUCCCUCAGCACUCCUCUGAACUCUCUGCUGGGCCGCAACCUGGGAUCCACUGUGCUCUCACCAUACCCCACAGCCGUCUCUGGACUACAGAGCCAAAGAAAUAAAAACAGCAAUCAUAUCAGUGACAACUCUCCAAUGGAGCGGCGCAGCUUGAUGACCUCCGAUGAGAACUACCACAACAACGAGCGGCAAAAGAAGAGUCAUAACCGCCUGUCCUCCAGCUCCCAGCAAAGUCGAGACCACUACCCUCUGGUAGAGGAGGACUACCAUGAUCCCUAUCAAGACGCGUACAAACCUCACCGCAACCAGGGCUCCCCUGGGGGCUACAGUAACGAAUCACGGCACAUACUCUGAACGUCCAAACCACUACAGCCAGAGCUAUGAGAUAAACCUCAUGUAAUUGUGUAAACCCUUUCUGUAAAUGCAGUGCAUUGCGUUCACUCUGACACAGGUCCCCAUCUAUGGGCCAUUUUAACUAAAAGCAAAAUCCGAGCACCCGUUCCGUCUAUGUAAGGCAGUUGUUUGCAGCCCUUGCGCAUCUCUUGUCAGGCAGUUGGAGGUGCUGAUUUUAUCUGCAAUGGUUGAGUUAAGAUGCUCUCCUGGAGGAGUGACAGCUAUAGUACCAUCUGGUCCAUCCAAGUUCUCCUAGUAGAGGCCUAAGCCCUGCGUCUAAUUGCUAACCAAAGCCCUGCACUGUCUAUAUUUGCAGGACGUUUCUUGGUGUCAUGCUAAUUUUCACCCUGAACUAGUGCCGGCAUGCAGAAAUGCUCAACAGUGCCAAGAGCCAAUCAGCACAGAGCCUUUUUGCAAGAUUUCAGUAGCCAAUGGAAUGCAUUUGCUGUUUUGUUUCUUCCUAUCUUAGUAUUUUAUAUGGUCUCUUCUUUUCCCCAAGCAGCCUCAGGUACGAAGCAGGAAUUCUUCAUAGGUGCCAAACUCCAAGAGGUUUCUUUUCCCGCUGUCUAUUUUCGUAAUGAUAUCUGCAGAUAGUAUCAACACACUCUUCUGAGCAAAACACAAAAGAUAGCAACAAAUUAUCCCUUUUUACAUACACCAUAAUGCCUAGUUCAACUCAGCGCUUUGCCCAGGCCUACAAGUGGGAUGUUGUUGCAAAA